AGAUAUCAAACCAUCGAUCAAACAUGAUUCCUUCCACAAUAGCCAUUCCUGCAUUUUUUCUUUUAACGUUCAUUUACAUUCUUACUAUCUUCUACUUGCGCUUGAAAAACACGACAAAAUUGCUCACAAACGUCCUCCAGGUCCUCUAGCUCUUCCUGUUAUCGGAAACAUCCACUUGUUAGGCACUCUUCCUCAUCGCAACCUCCAAUCUCUGGCCAACAAAUAUGGACCCAUCAUGUUGGUGUGGCUCGGACAAGUCCCAACCAUCGUGGUCUCUUCCUCUGAAGCUGCUGAACUGUUCCUCAAGACUCACGACCCUGCUUUCGCAGACCGUCCCCAGACUCAAGCAACUAAUUACUUAUUUUACGGCUCCAAGGGUCUGGUUUUUUUCUAAGUAUGGUUCAUAUUGGCGUCACAUGAAGAAACUAAGUGUCCAACAUCUUUUUAGCGCUUCAAAUCAAGAGUUGAUUUGUCAUGUUAGGAGGCAGGAGAUAAGAAUGGUGGCGAAGUCACUGGAAAUUGCUGCGAAGAUGGGUGAGAUUGUGGACAUCAGUGAAAAAGUUCAUGGGCUUUUAGAAGAUAUAGUUUAUAAGAUUAUAUUGGGACGGAAUAAGGAUGGCCAGUUUGAUUUGAAGGGGCUCGUUUCUGAAGGUUUGAGAUUGGCUGGAGCAUUUAAUCUUGCAGAUAUUGUGCCUUGGCUAGGAGCAUUUGAUAUCCAGGGACUUACAAAAAGCUUCAAGGAAAUAAGCAGAGCACUUGACCAAUUGUUGGAGAAGAUAAUAGAAGAGCAUGAAGAAGCUCCUAACUCAUACAAAGAUGGGAAACGUGAAGAUUUCAUUGACAUAUUAUUGUCAUUAAUGAUGCAUCAACGGAAGGAGGAGGAGGAUGAUGAACAAAACUAUGAAAUUACUCAAGAUGACAUUAAGGCUGUGGCGCUAUCUUUGACUGCUGGGGCAUACGAAACUUCUGCUGUCGCUAUCGAGUGGACUCUAUCUGAACUUUUGAGGAAUCCUAGGGUGAUGAAGAAUCUACAAGAUGAGCUAGAAACUGUGGUUGGAAUGAACAGAAUGGUGCAAGAGACAGAUUUAUCAAAGUUGAAUUACUUGAACUUGGUGGUCAUGGAGAAUUUCAGACUCCAUCCCAUUGCACCAUUCAUCCCUCGAGCUUCCACAAAGGAUGUUAUGGUUGAUGGAUACUACAUAGAGAAAAACGCACGAGUCUUGAUAAAUUUAUGGGCACUAGGACGAGAUCCUCGUAUAUGGUCGGAUGAUACUGAUGUGUUUUAUCCAGAAAGGUUCUUGAAUAAUAGUAACUCAAACAACAUUCAAGAAUAUGAUGCUCAACUUCUUUCAUUCGGGUCGGGUCGUAGAAAAUGUCCGGGAAUGCAGAUGGGUUUAACUACGGUUAAACUUGUCGUAGCUCAACUUGUGCACUGCUUUAAUUGGGAGCUUCCUUUUGGGAUGAAACCUGCUGAUUUGGACAUGACCGAAUCAUUUGGCCUCUCGUUGACAAGAUCUAAGCACUUGUCAGCUGUGCUAUCCCAUCGCCUUUCUUCCAAGGCAUACAAUGACUGAAAUUCAUGUAAUAUAAGUCCGAGACCAAGGACAUGAUGUUAGUGUAAAUAAAUAAAUGUUAUUGGAUCAUAUUGUAUAGUAUAGAUUAGAACAUGAAUGUCAUAUGAAAGUGUUUUUGGUGUUAUAA
Messenger RNA from Prosopis cineraria, 1701 nucleotides. Its product is annotated as cytochrome P450 CYP736A12-like. NCBI's taxonomy places the organism in Eukaryota, Viridiplantae, Streptophyta, Magnoliopsida, Fabales, Fabaceae. The coding region runs from base 225 to 1574 and encodes 449 amino acids. Gene Ontology annotation, molecular function: monooxygenase activity; oxidoreductase activity, acting on paired donors, with incorporation or reduction of molecular oxygen; iron ion binding. The record is from RefSeq and is a predicted model, not a curated record. The transcript is spliced from 3 exons.